This is a messenger RNA of Strongylus vulgaris, 225 nucleotides long. NCBI's taxonomy places the organism in Eukaryota, Metazoa, Nematoda, Chromadorea, Rhabditida, Strongylidae. The record is from the annotation of a GenBank genome assembly.
AUGGUGCUUGAGAAUGGGCUGCCAAAUGGUGACGGUGAUCAUGAAACACCGAUGAAAUAUAUUUUAGUAACCGGUGGCGUCAUCAGUGGCGUAGGAAAAGGAAUUAUCUCGUCGAGCAUUGGUGUAUUGCUCAAAAAUAACGGUUAUCGAGUGUCUGCCAUUAAAAUCGAUCCCUACCUCAAUAUUGAUGCCGGCACCUUUUCUCCAUAUGAACACGGUGGGUGA